Messenger RNA from Coccidioides immitis RS, 2668 nucleotides. RefSeq names its product AMP-binding enzyme. The record is from RefSeq and is a predicted model, not a curated record. Gene Ontology annotation, cellular component: membrane; endoplasmic reticulum. The coding region runs from base 343 to 2481 and encodes 712 amino acids. The transcript is spliced from 6 exons. Gene Ontology annotation, biological process: long-chain fatty acid metabolic process. Lineage: Eukaryota; Fungi; Ascomycota; Eurotiomycetes; Onygenales; Onygenaceae. Gene Ontology annotation, molecular function: long-chain fatty acid-CoA ligase activity.
GUCAACCCCCCUCUCCGCCUCCUUUUCCUUCUCUGUAAAUAAUCUCCCCGAUAUUCAUAUGUUUGGUCUUGUCCAGAAAACUUAACCCACACUUUCGUCUUCCCUACAGGGCUUUCUUGCGUUGUUCGCCUAUCGGACAUUCCUUUCGGCUGCACUGCGCCCGACGCUAUCCUAUUCACUUUUUUCUUUUCUUUUAUUAGAACAUUUGCCCGGUGAGCGGGAUACUUAAUUAUCGGGGAAGAAGCGGGAAUCGACGACCCCGGAGGUUUUUACAUCUAAUAGACAGGUAAUAGAAUCAAAGCCGACCGAUUUAACGUGACCAUUACAUAGAAACUUCCAACAAUGUUUUCAUCUUCCGACCCGCCGUUUAAGACCCGGGCGAUUGAAUUCGCCAAACCGGGGCCCAAGGGCACUCCGGACUCCGUCCCCAUUCCUGGUUCCGAACAGCCAGGUCGUUCACAGGUUUACAGACAUUGGAAGAUCGGAAAUGGCGAAUUGAUGAAGACUCUCGACCCGAAGGUCCGUACCGGCCAUGACAUGUUCGAAAGCACCGCCAUUCGUCAGCCCAAAAAACCGUGUUUAGGUUGGCGUCCAUGGGAUCCCGUUAAAAAGAACUUUGGUCCCUAUGUGUGGAUGGAUUAUGGAACAGUUCAGACACGACGUGCCGCUAUUGGUGUUGGAUUGAUUGAAUUACACCGCCAGAUCGGUAUCCAUGACCGGACCUUCGGUGUUGGCCUUUGGUGCCAGAAUAGGCCUGAGUGGCAACUCGUUGACUUGGCUUGUAUGUCGCAAUCGCUAUUCUCGGUUUCACUCUAUGAGACCCUGGGCCCUGAAGCCACCGAAUUUAUUGUCAAGAAUGCCGAAUUGGCCUGUGUUGUCGCUUCGCUUCCGCAUCUUCCAACGUUGCUUAGGCUGAAACCCAAACUCGCGUGUUUGAAAAUGAUCGUCUGUCUCGACCCAUUAGAUUCGAACGACCAGGCAGGCCAUUCAAAACGCGACAUUCUUGCACCUAUUGCUGCUGAGGUCGGCGUAACAAUUUAUACCCUGGAUGAAGUUGAGAAGCUCGGGGCUUCUCUCAAUCGCCCCUACAACCCGCCUUCGCCUGAUGAUAUUAUUACUAUUAACUACACUUCCGGCACCACCGGUACGCCAAAGGGUGUUGUUCUCACCCAUGCAAACGCAGUUGCGGCUGCGACCACGUCUUUGGCAACUGUAUUGCAGUCCCCUGAUGACGUUGCAUGCUCGUAUCUUCCCCUAGCCCACAUUUACGGAAGAAUGGUUGAGCAAACGAUGCUUUGGGCUGGUGGUAGGAUCGGCUACUUCCAUGGUAACAUCUUGGAGCUUGUCGAUGACUUUAAGCUACUGAGACCUACCGCUCUCGCAUCUGUCCCGCGUCUAUAUGGCCGCUUUGGUGGCGCUAUUCGUGCAGCUACAGUGGAACAGCCUGGAUUCAAGGGGGCCUUAUCCCGCCAUGUCGUUUCCGCGAAAACUGCAAAUCUGGUUGGAGUAAAACCAGAGAAUGCAACUGUGAAGCAUGCUCUGUACGAUAGGAUCUGGAGCAAGAAGGUUGCCGCCGGACUUGGCUUUGACCGUAUGAGAUAUAUGGUAUCAGGUUCUGCGCCGCUCGAUAGCUCACUCCACCAGUUUUUGCGUCUUGCUUUCGCGACUACUAUCGUCCAGGGUUACGGAUUGACUGAAAGUUUUGCGGUUGCGUUGUGCCAGUCGCCAAAUGAUUUGUCUGCGGGUCACUGCGGAGGUGUCUCCCCCGUUGUUGAAGCUUGCUUGAUGUCGCUUCCAGAUAUGGAUUAUUCCGUUGAUGACAAGCCAUAUCCACGUGGCGAGUUGCUUCUUCGUGGUAACUCAAUCUUUAGAGAAUACUAUAAGAAUCCCGAAGAAACCGAGAAGGCGAUGACAGAGGACGGAUGGUUCCGAACUGGUGAUGUGUGCAUGGUUGACGAGCUCGGCCGCUUCACUAUCAUCGACCGCCGUAAGAACCUUCUCAAGCUCGCUCAGGGAGAAUAUGUGUCCCCUGAGCGCAUUGAAGGUAUCUAUCAGAGCGCGUGCCCGUACCUUGGACAAGCCUUUGUUCAUGGUGACGGUAUUCAGACACAUCUUGUUGCUAUUUUCGGCAUUCAACCCGAUAUUUUUGCCUCUUUUGCGGGCAAGGUUUUGAAGAAAACCUUCUCUCCUACGGACUUGGACGCUCUUCGUGAAGCUAGCAAAGAUCCAAAGGUCGUCGACGCAGUGAGGAGAGAUCUCGACCGUGCAGGCAAGAAAUAUAAACUCGCAGGAUUCGAAAGAGUGAAGAAUUUGGCACUGUUCCAUGAGCCAUUCUCGAUUGAUAAUGGCCUGUUGACCCCCACGUUAAAACUCAAGCGUCCUCAAGCCGUCAAGGCCUUUAGAGAUGUCCUGGAUGAGCUCUAUGCUACGGCCCCCGGCAAUGGAGUUAACGAGAACGAUGUCCUUCGAUCCAAAUUGUAGGACAUCUGUUUUUAUUACAUUUUUUGCUUCUGUACCUUCACCUUGUGUAUAUAGUAUAUCUCGAUGUUGGCAAUUUCCUUUUUUUUUUUUUCUUUCUUUCUUGCAAAGCAUGUUGGAUAUUUGCUUUGCACCCAUGAAACAUAUAUAUUUAAGGAUACCGCUACUUCUUUUGUUUUGUCUUCAAGUG